UCUGCGCGCUGAGUUUGCUUGGAGGACUGAUCGAGCAGAGGGAAAAUGAAUCAAAUGUUGUAAUGAGGUGCAGUCAGAUUGUGUAUAUUGAUACGGAGAGCUUUCCGUGGACAGCGGUGGAGCUGGCGUUGUGCAUGGAAUAAAAUCGCGGGGACAUUAUUGCUUUGUUCAGAGCCAGAGGAAUACGGGCAUCGACUGUGGAAAUGUUUUGUUUCGAGGUGACACAUCGUGUGCGGGGCACUUGCUGAAAUUGUCUGAUGCGCGUUUCAAGUUUUACUUUUAAGGAGGAGUGCCGACUUGAGGUGAAUUUGAUCAUAUCCACGAUCAAACCUUGUAUCUGUAUGACGCUCUGUUAUGUUGUAGGAUGAGCGCUGACCUCGAGAGCGUUUCGCUCAACACGUCGUUGAACUCGAUCGUCUUGGGCGGUCGUGCGCUCUCGACAAACGUCCGAAGGCUACACAAAGCUCUCAAUACUCUGCUCAAUGACCGGGAGAGAGAGCAGUUCAUCCACUGUCUCAAUGUUUACCACGCCAAGCGCAACGUCUUCGACUUGGUUCAAACUCUUAAAGUGAUUCUCAACACGCCAGACAAACGGCACCUCUUGCCCAUGUUGCGCCUGGUCAUCCCGAGGUCCGACCAGCUGCUGUUCGAUCAGUACACGUCUGAGGGACUCUAUCUGAAGUCGGACCUCAUCCCCAGCAACGGCAUCGCAGAGGACUUUGUGGGUGAGGUAGAUUCAGCUGCUAGUUCCAUCCCUGAGCAGGUUCUGUCGUCGUCGGGCUGCCCGGACGGUUUAAGCGCAGCUGCUGAACUCUCCGCUUGCGUGGUCCCACCGUUCUGUGAGGGCCCCUUUGGAGACACGCGCAAAGUGACCCUGACGCGCUCCAGAAGCCACGAGGGUCUCGGCUUCAGCGUUCGAGGUGGUUCAGAGCACGGCGUAGGCAUCUACGUGUCCCUAGUGGAGCCAGGCUCAUCGGCUGAGAGAGAAGGACUGAGAGUCGGGGACCAGAUAGUGGCCGCUAAUGACAUACUGUUUGACAAAGUCACUCACAUAGAGGCGGUGAAGGUGCUGAAAGGAUGCAAGACGCUGAACAUAUCUGUGUGCUCCAUGGGACCGACUCCUGGCGGCUACAUUACCAACAAUCUGUACAGCUGGGUGGACCCACAGGGCCGGAGUGUCUCCCCGCCACCUGAUAGCCAGGAAGACAGUCAAAGGCACGGGCACAGGAUGGAAGAGCGAAUGGUGAACCUGAACAUGGAAGGAGGUCGAUCUCUCGGUCUAAUGAUCAGGGGUGGUGCUGAGUAUGGACUGGGCAUAUACAUUACUGGAGUGGACCCUGGAUCUGCUGCAGACAUUGGUGGACUAAAGGUGGGUGAUCAGAUAUUGGAAAUCAACGGUCAGAGCUUUGUGACCAUCUCCCACGACGAGGCGGUUCAUAUCCUAAAAACAGGGUACCACUUGCUGAUGAAAGUGACGGAUGUUGCCCGUGUACCUCAUGCAUGCACAGUGGUGGAUGAGCCCAAAUGGAUCAGCAGUCGGGGAAUAAUCGAGUCCAGUGCACCAGCUAACCCCAGUUCUGUCCCCAACACCUCUAUCAGCGGUGGCAUCCAUGAUAGUGGCAGUUCCAGUAACUGUUGUACAAGACCAUCUUCAGCCAGAGCUACACCUGUAUUAGGAAAGCCAGCAGGAUGCAGAGGUGUGGGCCCACCCAGUGCUCAGGUGUCACUGGAACAGCAGGCCUACAUGUUGCUGACAGAGCCAGAGAGGCAAACCAUGGCCUACUACCUGCAGGAGUACCAAGAAGGACAUAUAGGAGUAGGGUCUCUGACCAUGGCUCUGUUUGAGCUUUUCAAUACACAUGCAAAGUUGUCCAUGUUGUCUGAGAUGAGGAGACUGGUGGCGCCACAGGAUUUGGAAGUGUAUGAUGGACUGGUGUUGCAACAUGGAAGGGAGGCUCACCAAUCCUGGUGUGGAGGCCUAGAAGUGUGGCAGUCUCAGGGCCAUUGUAGCCAUAUAGCCCCUAUGAUCCAUGAUGCAGAGCAAACCAUCCCUGCUAUGGAUGAAAAGCAGGCUUCAAGUGAACCUUUUCCACCCUUCAGAGCUGCUUCUGUCCAGUCCCAAAGAAGACCAUUCAUGGAGAAAGAGCUCAACUGCAAGCCUUCAGCCAAAGUGGUGCAGCCCAUUUCUUGCCUGCUCGUCACUGGUCCCACCCAUUUACUCCAGGACUCUCCCCACAAGCCUAUCAAAUCCCUUCCCACCAGCCAACACCAGCCAAAACCAGCCUCCCCCCAUCAUGCAUGCCCUGGUCCCACCCACUACACUUCCCUGAAUUCCCUUCAACACACCUGCCAGAAUUCCUUCCAGCUCUCUGAUUCUGAACACCACAAUAAUCCUCAUUUUGAUUACCAUGUCCACCAUCAUAGCCAGCCCAUUUCAGGUCACCACACCUGCCCAGGCUUCCUGCAUCACCGGGACUUUCCCAGCUCUGCUAAACCAGAGGCAUCUAUCAAGUUUUCUUCUAGAUCCAGCUCCUAUGAAAAGUCUUCCGUCUUGUCAACGUCUGCAUCCUCUUCAAAAGCAGCAACUCCCCUGCCAUCCCCUCAACCAUCUCAUCAUCCCUCUCCAUGUCCGUCCCCCUGCCCCUCUCUCAUCACGCCUGCCACUCCACCCUUUAGCACUGACCAACGCUGCUCACCUGCUCUCACACAGAAAGUCAUGGUAACAGAAAGGAAUCGGCUAUCAGCAGAUGCCAGACCACAGCAAAGAGGGGCCACCCUAUCACAGUUGUCAGACAGCGGCCAGACUCUGAGUGAGGACAGCGGGGUGGAUAUAGCAGAGGCAGGAGGCUUCAGUAAGGAUGGCAGCCCACGACCUAGCAAAAAUCACCGGACCCAUCUGGAACAGCCAGGGUUUCAUGCACUUUCUCCAGGGAUUGGCAGACAAUCUCCCUUACCUGUGCCAGGGCCUACUGCUGUGCUGGUACGAGUGUUGAAAAAUUCGAACACCUUGGGCAUCGCAAUAGAGGGUGGAGGAAGUACACGCCAACCUUUGCCUCGCAUAGUCUCCAUUCAGAAAGGAGGCUCGGCUCAUAACUGCGGCCAGCUAAAAACUGGCCAGGUCAUUCUGGAGGUCAAUGGCAUCCCCUUGCAAGGCCGGGAACACAAAGAUGCUGCCAGGAUCAUUGCUGAAGCCUUCAAGACAAAAGAAAAGGGACACAUUGACUUCCUGGUAGUUGAGCCAGGGCUCUAGUAUUGGAAUUUUGCACUUUAUGCAGCUUGGUUUAAGAAAACACUGUUUUACGUGAAAGAUGCUAAACUCCAUAUGGUGUUGUCCUAUAAUCAAGGCUCAUAUUUUAUUUUCAGGGAAAGGAUUAUUGGACUUAUGUAUCAGGUAAUUGUUGAUUGCACUCUACAGAAAUUUGCACAAUUUAAACUUAAAAAGGGGUAGUAUAAUAAUAAUUGCUAUAAAUACCAGUGCUAUUUGCAGUUGUUUAGUAUUUUAAUUUUAUUUAAUUGUGUUUCACUAAAAGAGCUAUUAGCACUAAUUGAUGCUACAGCAAGUAAUACUGACAACAGCCAAUCAUGCCAAAGUGAGUGAACUUGGUCUUUAAGGAUUUAUAUGCUUUUCAUUAUUUAGAUAAUCCAGAGAAACACAACUGUUUACAGUCUCUUAUGGCAAAGAGCAACAGUAUUAUUGCACUUACCAAGUUAGCAUGUAGAACUUCAAUACAAGCAUACAGUUAAGUCAGAUUAAUUGCUUAAUUAGAGGAUCCAUUAUAUGGACUAAAAUGUUGGGCCACCUACACAUUUUAUCUUCAGUAGCUUUUAAUACAUCUCAUUCAACAGUUAUAGGCAUUGAUAUGGAGUUGGUCUGUCCUUUGAAGCUAUAACAGCAUCCACUUUUCUGGGAAACCUCUGCAAGGUUCUUCAGCAUGUCUGUGUGAAGUUUUGCCCAUUCGUCUAGAAUAGCAAUUCUGAGAUCAGACACUGAUGGUGGAAGAGAGGACCUGUCUCACAAUCUCCAUUCUAGUUCACCCCAACAGUGUUUGAUGGGGUUGAGGUAGGGGUUCUGUGCAUUGUAUGUCAACCAACCAUGCAUUUAUGUACUUUGCAUUAUGGUAAAUGGUGAAUGAACUGAUUCCUAUAUAGCGAGGAUACUAUCUUGUACAUAUUACAUGAAUAACUAAAAACAGUUUCAUUCUAAUAAAUAUUCUAAUAAAUAAUAUAAUAACAACACUUUAUUAUAUUAUUAUAAUCCUACUCCACCUUUAAUGUAACUCUUUUUUUCACCCAGCUGUAUAUGUUUGUAGGCCAGGAUGUGCCAUCCUCACCAUGAAACCGUGUCCAAACACAUAUACUGUAGAUAUCAGUGAAAAUCUUAUAUGAAUCACCAUAUAUGAUUAUGGUAUUCAUGUUUAUACAGAAAACAGUUUGACCAAUUCAGAAAAGCAACUACUUACUGAAUGGAGGAACUCGCAGUUUGCCCAGACAGCUGUUGCUGAAAAAUACAUCAUAUAAAAAUUAUAUAAAAUCACUGGACGUCAUCAUCAACACAAGUGUACUGCAUCACUCCUAAUUAGAAAUUACAAGAGAUUCUGAGAGAAGGAUUUAUUGCAAAACUGUUGAACUAAAGUGCAUUGGCUUUACUGGGGAGACUAACAAAGAGCAAGUUGAUUAAUAUUUAUAAAAGAUAAAAUCAUUCCUUUUCUUAUCAGUGCUUUGAUAAAUACUAUUAAAUAUUGAAUGAUUCUAUAAUGAAACAGCUACAGAAAAGAGCGAUGCUUCUGAAAAAGUAAAAAUCGAUUCAAUGUCUAAGUCUUAAAAUGGUUGUGAAAGGUUUUUAUUCAUUCAUCACAGAGUUGAAGGGACUGACUGACUUUUCACGUUUUGACAUAUAUGGUGAAGCUUUUGAUUGUUGCUGUGUCUUUUGCACAGUUGAGUCUGUGAGUUGCAGAGAAAACUGCAAUAUGCAGGAUUUUUCUGCUACGUGAAUUAUACCAAAAUGAUUGAGUCCAUAAAUGUCUGGGAACAUAGGAAACCAGUUGCUGGACUUUUGGGAGAGAAAACCUGUUCAGACAGCCAAUACACAGACGUCUUUUAUUAUAAACUUAGCAUCGUCUUGCUGAAACAUGUAUCCCCUUCAAUAACAAAAGGUCAGUGGCAGCUUGUCUUGCACACUCAGUUUACCAUCAAAGACCGGAGGUUUAUCCACAAUGUGCAUGCACAAACAACCAGAAAAAGCCUUCUCAGCUUAACAGGUUUCAGUGUUUGUUAAGGAGACACUUACACACCUGUGAAAUCAAGAAACACUUCAGUUUAAAAAUGGGAUCCAAGGCAAGAGCAGCUUUCAGCAACAACAGUCAGUUGCAACUAGAAAAUGGUAGUAAUGUGAACAAUGGAAGCAAACAGACAAGAAGCAAUUGUGAAACAUGAAAGGUUUCGCUUUCACUUUGGUACAUACAGUGGCUUGCAAAAGUAUUCGGCCCCCUUGAACUUUCCCACAU
Oreochromis aureus is the source of this 5504-nucleotide messenger RNA. Its product is annotated as whirlin-like. The transcript has 11 exons. Gene Ontology annotation, biological process: sensory perception of sound; auditory receptor cell stereocilium organization. The coding region runs from base 365 to 3250 and encodes 961 amino acids. NCBI's taxonomy places the organism in Eukaryota, Metazoa, Chordata, Actinopteri, Cichliformes, Cichlidae. Gene Ontology annotation, cellular component: stereocilia ankle link complex; stereocilium tip; plasma membrane. Gene Ontology annotation, molecular function: protein binding. The record is from RefSeq and is a predicted model, not a curated record.